GCAAGGUUAUUUCCUGUAGAUAGCACUGUUUCAACAUGUGUUGCUGUGAAUAAUUAACCAGUUCCAAUCUGAAACAGAGCCAAAUCCACUGGAAUCCACAGGACACACCCACAAACCUUUCACAUCAUUAGCAGUGUGGGUGUGUGUGUCCCUUAACACAUAAUGCUUUAAUUCAGUCCCACACACCCAACCUGUCCUUCUCAUACAUAAAACUCAACCACACCCAGAGAAAAGGGCGGGUCUAAGAGACUGUGUGUUUGAGUGUUAGCCAAUCAGAGCCGAGGAAAAGAGGAGGAACAGGUUUAAACCUUGUAUCCGCAUUCAGACAACCAGCAUUCAGUCCGGAUACAAUCCAGAGCAACACACAGAGAACUGAACCGCAGUCAGCAUGCAGAGCCCGGGACUUCGGGGCCGCACCCUCUCUGAGGACCAGUUCUCCUGCUCCAUCUGCUUGGAGGUGUUUGUGGAGCCGGUCUCCACCCCCUGCGGACACAGCUUCUGCAAGGCCUGCCUGCAGGGCUACUGGGACCACAGUAAGAAGGUGGUGUGCCCCAUGUGCAAGAAGAGCUUCUCCAGGAAGCCGGAGCUGUGCGUGAAUCGAGUGCUGGCUGAAAUAGCCGAGCAGUUCCAGGGUCUGACCGUGGCCCCGGCUGUGUGCAGCACCGACGGGGGGGCUGCAGCUGCUGCCAGUGCCUCUCCUGGGACCCCGCGAAAGGACCAGGAUGGAGGCGAGUUCGCCAAACCCGGAGACGUGCCCUGCGACGCCUGCAUCGGGAGGAAGAUGAAGGCCCUGAAGUCCUGCCUCAGCUGUCCCGGCUCCUUCUGCGAGGCCCACCUGCGCCACCACAGGAAGGAGAAGACCAUGGCCAAGCACAAGCUGGUGCAGCCCAUCCUUCACCUGGAGGAGAAGCUGUGCAAGAGGCACCAGCGUCUUCUGGAGGCCUACUGCUGCAGUGAUCACGUGUGCGUGUGCAGGGAGUGUGCAGAAGUGGCUCACAAAACUCACGAGAUCACCUCAAUCGACCGGGAGUACAAGAAGAAAAUGAGCCAGGUGGGGAAGAGGAGAUCAGAAAUGAAACAUCUGAUCAAGGAGAGAGCCAAGAAACUGGAGGAGAUCAAACAGUCUAUUAAGGUCAUUAAGUCUAACAGUCAGCGUGAGAUCGAGGAGAGCUGGGCGGUGUAUGCAGAGCUGCAGAAGCUGCUGGAACAGAGUCAGGCUCAGCUGGUGGAGCAGAUCACGGCCCGGCAGAAGCUGGCGGAGCAGCAGGCCCGGGACACGGCCGGCCGCCUGGAGCACGAGCUCAACCUGCUGAAGAACCGCAGCUCCGACCUGGACGCUCUCGCCCACACCCAGGAUAAAGUGCUCUUCAUGCAGCACCUGAACUCUCUCCCUCCUCCCCCCGAGCCCACUGAUUGGACAGGUGUAUCAGUGAACACGGAUCUGUACCUGGGUACGAUCAGGACGUCCGUCAGCACCCUCGUCGAGAGAUUCCAGGAGGAGGUGAAGCGUCUGUACGGGAAAGAGCUCAGAAGAAUGCAGAACUACUCAAGUGAGGUGUUUAUGGACUCGGCUACAGCUCAGCGUAAUCUGGUGGUGUCGGAGGACGGGCGGCAGGUGCAUUAUGAGGAAUCCCGUAAGACGGCGUCCGACAGCCCGCGCCGCUUCAGCCCCGCCCUGUUCGUGCUGGGCCGCGAGGGUCUCUCCUCCGGCAGGCACUACUGGGAGGUGGAGGUGGGCCGGAAGACGGCCUGGACGGUGGGCGUGGCCCGAGGCUCCACCCGUCGUAAAGGAGAUCUCAAGCUGAGUCCGGAAGGUGGGUUCUGGUGUCUGUGGCUGAAGAAUGGCGAGGUGAAAGCUCUGGCCUCCAGCAGGAUUCCCCUCCAGCUGCCCACGCUGCCCCAGAAACUGGGCGUGUACCUGGAUCACGAAGGCGGGCAGGUGUCCUUCUACGACGUGAAGGCCCAGAAUCAUCUCUACACCUUUAUGGACACAUUCGGAGAGAGCGUUCACCCCAUCUUCAGCCCCUGCGUUCACCAGGACGGCAAGAACGCCGGAGCUCUGACCAUCACUGCGGUGAAGCAUGGCUGAAGAAGAGUGGAAAAAGGACAGUGCUGAACAUUAUGAAGGAAUUACUUAAAUACCGUUUACUCAGAAAGAUGUACAGGAGUUGGACAAUGAAACUGAAACACCUGUCAUUUUAGUGUGGGAGGUUUCAUGGAUAAAUUGGAGCAGCCUGGUGUUCAAUCUUCAUUAAUUGCACAUUAUUGCACCAGUAAGAGCAGAGUGUGAAGGUUCAAUUAGCAGGGUAAGAGCACAGUUCUGCUCUAAAUAUUGCAAUGCACACAACAUUAUGAGUGACAUACCAGAGUUCAAAAGAGGACAAAUUGAUGGUGCACGUCUUGCUGGAGCAUCUGUGACCAAGACAGCAAGUCUUUGUGAUGCAUCAAGAGCCACGGUAUCCAGGGUAAUGUCAGCAAACCACCAAGAAGGACCAACCACAUCCAACAGGAUUAACUGUGGACGCUGUAAGAGGAAGCUGUCUGAAAGGGAUGUUCUGGUGCAAAAAACAUAAAACCACGGCUGAUCAAAUCACGACAGAAUUCAAUGUGCACCUCAACUCUCCUGUUUCCACCAGAACUGUCCGUCACCACAAUAAAUUACUGUGCUCUAAAACCAGGUGUUUCAGUUUCAUUGUCCAACCCCUGUAUAAAGAUUUUAAUCUCUGGUUGAUGGAAAAACAUAAUUGAUUCAAUCAUCAUUUAAUCAAUAACUGUGAAUGUUUUCGAUGUUUAGAUUUGACGUUAGUGUUGAUUAUAAACAGACGUCUGAAGUGAUUAACGUUUCGUAAAACUCCCUCCUAGCUUUUACGCUGUCCUUUUCCCCCAAAAUCUUACCGGAAAAAAAUCUCUUGGCCUGAGUUGCUUGUCUCUUUAUAUGUAAAUUUUUAUCCAGACCACCAGUUUUGAGCAGUGAUCAGUAAGCCUCGCUCACAAGAUAGCACCCCACAACUUAUACAAUGCAGAGCUCCACUAUCAGUCCCAUGAGAGAAAAAAAAUUAGCAUUGUCUUGCCAAGAGCACAAUGCUCAUUGCUUAAUCAACCUCCUCACUCACAAGAUAGCACCUCACAACUUACACUUACAUACAAGUUUAGGCGUUCCCAACCCAUUCCUUGACUUAAUACAUCCUAUAUAAAUAUAUCGCCUUACAUACUGCUCUCCCACGACUUUGGCAUGGCAUUGUACAAAUUGAUAUACUGCUAAUUUUUGCAUUUAGAAAUGUAAAAUCUCUGUAAUAAAUGUAAUAAAUUACUGAUAAGUUACUAAAUGUACAUAAUCUAAUACUGAUAUACGGGUUAAUGAAGAAUUAAUACUUUUUACGUGAUUGAAGGAUUACUUUAAAUAUAAGCUACUUUUACAAUGUUCUAUUUUCUUUUUUUUCCCCCAAAUGUAUAACUAGUUUUGUGGUUAUUAUGUUUUAAAUAAUAAUAACAGGCUAUGAUAUGUUUUAUCAGGGUACUAUAACUAUGUACAAUUUUCUCUGUUUACAUUUUCUUAAAUUUUUAAUAAAAUAAAUAAAGUGCUCUUUUACUAUU
Molecule: messenger RNA, 3594 nt
Organism: Astyanax mexicanus (Mexican tetra)
Lineage: Eukaryota; Metazoa; Chordata; Actinopteri; Characiformes; Acestrorhamphidae
Gene: btr12
Product: bloodthirsty-related gene family, member 12
Exons: 7
Coding region: 389-2089 (566 amino acids)
Molecular function (GO): protein binding; zinc ion binding
Source: RefSeq, a predicted model, not a curated record